This is a messenger RNA of Castor canadensis (American beaver), 796 nucleotides long. The record is from RefSeq and is a predicted model, not a curated record. Lineage: Eukaryota; Metazoa; Chordata; Mammalia; Rodentia; Castoridae.
GAAGCCGGAGAGAGAGGCGGGCGGGCACCGGGGUCGGGGACUGAGGCAGUAGAAGCCGGCGACAGCCCGACAGCUGCUUCGCGCUGUUGUUUGCUUGCUGCGCGGGCUUUUGGAGGGGACGGCCGUAGAGUCGGCUGCGGAGAAGCAGGCACCGGCGGUGUCGGUGCUGGCGCCUGGGGGGCGGGGGGACCUGAGAGGCGAGAAGGGGGGUCGCUGCGGUGGUUCUCUGCCGGUGGCUCUCCUUGCCUCUCUCCCCGCUCUGUGGGCUCCUCCCGGCGUCUGCCUCGCCUCCGGGGCCCCGCUCCCCGCCCCCCGCGGUAUGUCUUGAUCCCGAGCGGCGGGUUUCAUGGGGCUCCUCAGGAUUAUGAUGCUGCCCAAGUUGCAGCUGUUGGCGGUGGUGGCCUUCACGGUGGCGAUGCUCUUCUUGGAGAACCAGAUCCAGAAACUGGAGGAGUCCCGGUCGAAGCUAGAAAGAGCAAUUGCAAGGCAUGAAGUCCGAGAAAUUGAACAACGACACACAAUGGAUGGACCUCGGCAAGACACAGCAUUAGAUGAAGAGGAUGACAUGGUGAUCAUUUAUAACAGAGUUCCCAAAACUGCAAGCACCUCAUUUACCAAUAUCGCCUAUGACCUAUGUGCAAAGAAUAAAUACCAUGUUCUUCACAUCAACACUACCAAAAACAAUCCAGUGAUGUCAUUGCAAGAUCAGGUGCGUUUUGUAAAGAAUAUAACUUCCUGGAAAGAGAUGAAACCAGUUUAUCAUGGACACAUUUCUUAUUUGGAUUUUGCAAAGUAA